GACGACGCGACACAAAAAAAAGAAACCAUCCGCCCGAAUUGCACGACUUCGGCUAGACGAGGGCGAGCGGUAGAUAAAUGCCCGGCGACUCUAGCGCCCCAUUACAUCCCGCUCCGAGUCCACCAUGACACGGCGCAUUGUCCGCACAAUAGUGCAAACCACUACCGCCGCCAUCUUCACCUUCAUCGUCAUCUUCUUCCUCGACCGCAACUACCGUGUCCUCCCCAACGCCAUACACGAAUACCUACCCUCCCACCACUCGGGCACCGUCGUCACCGACAUCACCCUGACAAAAUGCUCGUCCCUGAACGUCUUCUCGUCGUGCAAGCUCGACUCCACCGUCUGGCACCGCAUCGACAAGGACCUGUACCUGCGCCGCAGCAUGUUCUCGUCCGCCUACCUACACAUCCAGCGCAAGCGCGAGGAGGAGCUGACGCCCGAGGACAAGGUGGUCAUCGACGUCAGCGUCGGCCGCCUGCACCCGGACGUCAUGGCCGCCAAGAGCAGUGGACACAACCUCGCGAGGGAAGCGCCCGAGAGUGGUGAUGGUGGAGGGGGGGAGGAAUGGUGGGAGUCGCGUCCCGGCGGGUUGUGGAUCAAGCGAAGCAACAAGCGCGGCGUGAGCGAUUCCAAGAGCGCCGUGACCGAGAUCGACGUGCUGUUUGGGGAUGAUGCCGUCGAGGCGCGGCCUGGGUGGGAGAUCACGGCGGGGACGGCCAUGCUGCUGGAUGGGAGUUCGGGGAUGUUGCCGGUCCACGUCACCAUUCGGCGCGGCGCCGAGCAUGAUCCUUACCAGCCGGUGCCGAAGGUUAUGGACAAUGGCCGGUUUAAGAUCAUGCAACUGGCGGAUUUGCAUCUGAGUACGGGAGUAGGAAAAUGCAGAGAUGCGGUGCCGGAGGACUGGAAUGGGGGGAAGUGCGAGGCUGAUCCGAGGACGCUGGAUUUUGUCGAGAAGAUCUUGGAGGAGGAGAGACCGAAUCUGGUCGUGCUCAGCGGGGACCAGGUCAACGGCGAGACUGCGCCAGAUGCGCAAACGGCUAUCUUCAAAUACGCGCAAAUCCUCAUCAAGCACAAAAUUCCUUACGCAUCCAUCUUCGGUAACCACGACGACGAGGGCUCCAUGUCGCGUGCAUUACAGAUGGAACUUAUCGAAAAGCUCCCCUACUCUCUCUCCAAGGCGGGCCCCGCAGACAUCGACGGGGUCGGCAAUUACUACGUCGAGGUUCUGGCCCGCGGCAGCUCGGGCCAUUCCGCCAUCACUGUGUACUUGCUCGACUCUCACUCGUACUCGCCCAACGAGCGCAAGUUCAAGGGAUACGACUGGAUUAAGCAGAACCAGAUCGACUGGUUCCGCAAGACCGCCCAGGGCCUCAAGAAGAGCCACAAGGAGUACACCCACCACCACAUGGACGUAGCGUUCAUCCACAUACCCAUCCCUGAGUACACGUACCCGAAUGUGACGUUGGUGGGUCAGUGGAAGGAACCGAGUACCGCGCCGGGUUAUAACUCGGGGUUCUAUGACGCACUAGUCGACGAGGGGAUCUCCAUGGUCAGCUGUGGGCACGAUCACGUAAACGAACACUGCGGCCUCUCCCAAACAAAAGACGCAAAGCCGGCCCUUUGGAUGUGCCACGGUGGCGGCGUCGGGUUCGGCGGCUACGCGGGCUACGGCGGCUUCUACCGCAAGAUCCGCAUCUUCGACUUCAACACGAACGAGGCCCGCAUCACCACCUGGAAGCGUGCCGAGUACGGGCCCGACGUAGAUAAGCGGAUCGAGGAGCUGAUCCUGGUGGAUGCGGGGCGGGUGGUGGCGCCGAUGCAGGAGUAACUAACUCACCCACCCUCUUAACCACCCCGAGAGGGUACGUACAAGACAGUUUAAAAAAAAGGAAGGGAUGGGCAGCGAUAUA
This is a messenger RNA of Chaetomium fimeti, 1910 nucleotides long. RefSeq names its product Metallo-dependent phosphatase-like protein. Lineage: Eukaryota; Fungi; Ascomycota; Sordariomycetes; Sordariales; Chaetomiaceae. Gene Ontology annotation, cellular component: cytoplasm. Gene Ontology annotation, molecular function: phosphoprotein phosphatase activity. The record is from RefSeq and is a predicted model, not a curated record. Bases 125 to 1828 code for a protein of 567 amino acids. The transcript is spliced from 4 exons.